AUGGCAGUGAGCACCUACACGAUUCUGGAAGGUCAUCUACCUGUUAUACGAAUCCUCCAACUGCUUCCCAGCCGCGCUGGGGCCGGCGACGACGACGAGCUACAGUGUAGUCUCGAGGUGACUACCCUUGACGAAGCCCUUCCUUACAUAGCCUUGUCGUAUGUCUGGGAGAACUACCAUCACGGUGGUAUUGAAGGACUCAUUCCGGCAUUCCCUCAGGGAGACGUCCUCCUACGUUGCAACGGGGAACUUGUGAAAAUUGGCGCGAACUUGAGCUCGGCGCUGCGACGGCUCCGAGAUAAGACAAGUGUUGUCCGGGUGUGGGUCGAUUCGCUAUGCAUAAACCAGCGGAAUGUUAGGGAGCGUACCCAUCAAGUCGGUCUGAUGCCCGUGGAGCAGAAGCCUCCUGCCACAUUACCGCCACUGGCUUCCUGGGUGGUAGAUUGGACCGUACCACCUAUGUUGGCGGAAAACGAGCGCCUCAGCCACUUCGAGCUCUUUGACGCCUCAUCGAAUCUGACAGGCUUGGUCCAACUUCAUGGGACCUCAAUGCUGUCGAUAUUGGAGGUUCAAGGUUUCGUUGUUGAUGAGAUUCGUUCUGUUGGUGAGGCCAUGCCAACCAGUGGCUUCAAUCGGAUCCGAGCUUCCGUCCGCCGAUGGCUCGGGGUGGCGUUCACGGCUCAUGACCAGGCUAGGACGCAUACACAGCUCAUGAGAGGUGACUUCUCCAAAGGCAGUCAGCUGGAAACCUUCGCCAUGGUACUCUGUGGCGGCCUGGUCUACAGAGGGAUUUCGAAUCAGCCAGAUGAAGGUAAAGCCAAAGGUGGAUAUCGCAGAAUCGACAACGACGACUUCAAAGCCUUCCGGGAUUGGUCACACCCCGACCGGUAUCAAAAUCGGCGAACAACGGUCGUGGAGGGGGUUUUCCAGGGUUGGACAGACAUCGAGGCCAAUCAAAGGGCAAACUCGCUGCAAUUCGCCAUUGAGACUUCCUCGUGUGGGCGAGCCUUCUUCACCAGCAAGAAAGGUUACAUGGGCGUCGGUCCAGCGAGUGUGCGCAGCGGCGAUCUUGUGUGUGUCGUCUUGGGCUGUCGGGUGCCGCUGAUCCUGCGACGGAGGAGAGCUGGAGCAGUAACUUGUCAGCGCGAGAAGCUGAGAGUGCUGGUACGGAAUCCUGACGGUAGUAGCAAAAGCGACAAAGAGUGUUCGCAACGUCACCAGCACGUCUUUGAGGUGAUUGGGGACGCGUACGUUCAUGGUAUCAUGGACGGUGAGAUCGUUCGAGGCGCUGAAGACCGCUGCGAGUUGCCUUCUUCGCUGUUGCUGGUGUGA
Cyphellophora europaea CBS 101466 is the source of this 1332-nucleotide messenger RNA. RefSeq lists its product as uncharacterized. The transcript has 2 exons. The coding region runs from base 1 to 1332 and encodes 443 amino acids. NCBI's taxonomy places the organism in Eukaryota, Fungi, Ascomycota, Eurotiomycetes, Chaetothyriales, Cyphellophoraceae. The record is from RefSeq and is a predicted model, not a curated record.